Drosophila willistoni is the source of this 1354-nucleotide messenger RNA. Its product is annotated as aquaporin AQPcic. Gene Ontology annotation, molecular function: water channel activity. The coding region runs from base 333 to 1268 and encodes 311 amino acids. The transcript has 3 exons. The record is from RefSeq and is a predicted model, not a curated record. Gene Ontology annotation, cellular component: plasma membrane. Gene Ontology annotation, biological process: transmembrane transport. Lineage: Eukaryota; Metazoa; Arthropoda; Insecta; Diptera; Drosophilidae.
GCCUUUUGCCAUUUUGCAUGCCAUGGCUGGGCUAGUGGACUACGUCGACAUAGCGCUCACUCUCUGCCUCCGUCAUCGUGUCUGUGUCUGUCAGUCAAUCGGAAGCGUUGGAGCUAAAUUCACAUGCGGGGCAGCUGUUGAAUGCAGAUACAAAUACAGCAGACUUUGUCAGAUACUCUCGGCACGUCAACAAAAGCCACGGCGAGAAGUGUAGCAUUUGUGGAGUUCGCUGAAUAAACUGAAUAAAAUUAGCAUUACGAGUGCAAGUGUGCGUGUAAUUUAAUUUUGCAGAGCAAUAAACUGAAUGUUAAGUGUUCAACAAUAGUGAAAACAUGCCUGAAGAACAACACCACCAACAACAACUGAAUACAGUUUCAGCUCAGCUCAGUCAUCAUCCGCAGCAGCAGCAGCAGCAGCAGCAACAGCAACAGACAGCAACGCAUUUGAAAAUGUCGGCUAACAUCAAGAAAUCAUUAAGAAGUCGAUCGUCAUGCUGCCUCCUGCAGCCCAAAAAGCUCGACAAGAUCGCUAUCGUUUUUGGCGAGUUAAUUGCCACGGCCAUGUUGAUGUUUCUCGGGUGCAUGGGCUGCAUCCAUACCUCGUUGUUCCCCAACUCGCACUUCCAGGCCGCGCUCAACUUUGGUUUCGUUGUUUUGAUAUGCAUCCAGUGCUUCGGUUGUGUUUCCGGCGCUCAUCUCAAUCCCGCCGUAACUUUGGCCAGUUACAUCUACAAUAUGAUUUCGCUGCCGAUGGCCUUGGCCUACUUCGUUGCCCAAAUGCUUGGAGCCUUUAUCGGCUAUGGCUUACUUAAGGCAGUGAUGCCGGAGAACUCCAUCUACAGUGAGGAAACGCCUGAAGGUGUGUGCGUGACCUUCAUCCAUGGAAAUCUUACUCCCCUGCAGGGUGUAUUCAUUGAGUUCCUCAUUACCUGUGUACUAAUUUCCAUCUGCUGUGGCGUUUGGGAUCCCCGCAAUGCAAAGUUCGAAGAUUCAGUUGGCGUAAGAUUCGGAUUGGCUGUUUCCUGCCUAUCUCUGACAGCGGGUCAAUUCACUGGCGCUAGCAUGAAUCCCGCUCGCUCCUUUGCUCCAGCCAUCUGGAAUGGGGAAUGGUCUAACCAUUGGAUUUAUUGGGUUGGCCCCCUAUUAGCCGCCCUAGUCACGUCGCUCAUAUACAAGCACGCAUUUAGACGCGAGGUGGAGGAAUCGGAACUAGACACCAGCGCCAUGUCGACGAAGCCGGACGCCAGGGAGGAUGUGGAAAUGCCAUAGUGUUAAGUGGGCAUUGUUUAGUGUUUGGUUUAGGUUAACGGUCAAUGAAAACGAAUUUGUAAAUAAAUAUUGAAUAUUUGCGUAAA